AUGUUUGAGUAUAUCAAUGGUUUUCAAGUGGUUAUUGGAGAUGAACGUGGAAAGAUGACUCUACUCGGAUUCGAACAGUUUGAGAUUAACUAUCCAAGUGAAUAUACGAUCAAAUAUUUGGGAGUGACUCUGCGGUCAUUACCAUGCUUAGCUGGCACAUCCUUCGAGCUAAAAGAGGAAGGCAAGAAGGUCGUUGGGUUCCAUGGAAGAGCCAAUGAGCCGCUUCAUCAAUUUGGAGCCUAUGACCUCCCCAUCACCAACUGA
Messenger RNA from Arabis nemorensis, 264 nucleotides. The record is from the annotation of a GenBank genome assembly. Lineage: Eukaryota; Viridiplantae; Streptophyta; Magnoliopsida; Brassicales; Brassicaceae.